Argentina anserina (silverweed cinquefoil) is the source of this 723-nucleotide messenger RNA. Its product is annotated as cysteine-rich repeat secretory protein 38-like. The record is from RefSeq and is a predicted model, not a curated record. The coding region runs from base 1 to 723 and encodes 240 amino acids. NCBI's taxonomy places the organism in Eukaryota, Viridiplantae, Streptophyta, Magnoliopsida, Rosales, Rosaceae. The transcript has a single exon.
AUGUCCUUCUCUAAAUCAAUCCCCCUGUCUUUCUUGCUCCUGUGUCUUUUCCACCAUGCAGCCUCUGGUGCUUCUCCGCUUUACCAUAUCUGUUUCAGCAAGGCAAACUACACUGCUGCUAGCAGUCCAUACCAUGCUAACUUGAAGACCGUGCUCAAUCUUUUAUCCACCAAAGUUCCUCCCAGUGGAUUUGGGGUCGCUUCAAGAGGUAUAGGACCGAACAAAGUGAACGGACUAGCACUAUGCCGAGGCGACGUCUCAAGCUCCAAAUGCAAGACUUGUGUUUUCGAAGCAAGCAAAGAGCUUCGUGCACGCUGCCCUAGUAAAAAAGGAGCAGUAAUAUGGUACGACCAUUGCAUGGUGAAGUACUCAAAUGGGAACUUCGUUGGGGAAAUUGAUAAUACAAACAAGUUCUAUAAGUGGAGCAUCAAGACCGUAAGCAAUCCCAGAAUAUUCAACAAGAAUGUCAAGAAAUUGUUGAGUGGCUUAUCUGAUAAAGCUUCUUCUAACCGGAAGUUUUAUAAAACUGGUGUGCUCCAACUCGAUAAUUUAAAGACGUUGUAUGGUUUAGUUCAGUGCACGAGGGACCUGUCUCGCCUGGAAUGUAAGAAGUGUCUUGACGCUGCAAUAACCGAACUGCCUAAAUGUUGUGAUGCGAAACGAGGCGGGCGCGUUGUAGGUGCGAGCUGUAACUUUCGAUAUGAACUUUCGCCCUUUGUUUAG